Molecule: messenger RNA, 2023 nt
Organism: Phragmites australis (common reed)
Lineage: Eukaryota; Viridiplantae; Streptophyta; Magnoliopsida; Poales; Poaceae
Product: protein CHUP1, chloroplastic-like
Exons: 7
Coding region: 478-1845 (455 amino acids)
Biological process (GO): chloroplast organization
Cellular component (GO): chloroplast outer membrane
Source: RefSeq, a predicted model, not a curated record
AAAAUCGACCAAGGGGGGAUUUGCCUCCAGGAAACUGCUCUGCACUUUUCUUCCUCGCAAAUUGCUCUGAAUUGUUUAAGCUUUGGUUGGGUUGAUAUAUGGUUGAGCCAUCAGUGAUGUCAAGGGGAGGAGUGUUGUUGUUUGAUCCAAUUGUCGCGCCUACUUUCCCACUGUCUCCAACAGCUUUGUUGUUUGUUGGCAGCUAUAAGUAGCAGCAGGCACUUCUCCAGUAUUCUGUCCCCCCAUUAUUUUUCUUAAUUUAGAGCUGAGCUGCUUGUCACUUGCUUGCAUUCUACAAAAUAUAAUCCAGGUGCCUCUUUGUGCCCAUCGUACAUUUUUGCAGCCUGGCUGUACCUGCUUGUUCCUGCUGCCUGAUUAGCACAGCUUCCCUUUGUCUUGUGUUGGGAGGGAUUCAGUCAGCAGAGCCAGAUCAGGGAGCACUGCUAAUCUGGAUCGCAUCAACAAUCGGUAGCAAUCAUGAAGCAACAAGUUCUGAGCAGCAACGGCCAUGGCAGCUGCAGGGUCUCCUCCUCCUCGCCUUCGCCGUCUCUGGCAGCCGCGCGAACGCGGGGGACAUCAAGACCCAAAGCCAAACAAGCUGAUCCUUCUCCUCCAACGACUCCAGCUCCAGGAGUGAAGUCCAGGCCAAGAACCACCACCACCACCACCACCACCACCACCAUGGCAGCAGCGAGGAGGCAGCUGCCUGUGCCUGCGCCUGUGAGGAGGGUGAACACCAAGGACAAGAACAAGGAGUCGGAGACAGUCGAGGAGGAGGUGGUGCGCCUGCGCGGGGAGGUGGAGGCCAUGCGGAGGGAGGUGCAGCGCCUGCUCCGCCUCAACGCAGACCUGCAGCAACACCGCAACACCCAGCUCCAGGUGCAGCAGAGCAAGGCCAUCGUCAGCAGCGAUCUGUCGCGGCCUCCCAAUCCCCCGCCGCCGCCACCCAAGAAAAUUCCAGGAGGAGUCCCAGCACCGCCGCCGCCUCCUCCUCCACCGCCGGGGCAGCAGCAGCGUGGUCCUUCAAGGGUAUGCCUGGUGAACAAGGCCACUGCGCUGCUUGACAUGUACAGCUCGCUGACCAAGCAUCAGCGUGACACACAGAGGAGAACAAGCGCUGCCGCCGCUCAGGCUCAGGCUCAGGCUCAGCACAGCAGCAUUGUUGACGAGCUGCAGAACCGCUCCACGCACUUGUUAGCGAUCAAAGCGGAUGUCGAAACAAAAGCCGAGUUCAUCAACGAUCUCAUCAAGAAAGUCCACACCAGUAUCUACACCGAUGUAGAGCAAGUAGUCACCUUCGUGGAUUGGCUGGAUCAGCAACUUUCAACUCUGUCUGACGAGACAGCCAUCUUGAAGCACUUCAACUGGCCAGAGAGGAAAGCUGAUGCAUUGCGGGAAGCGGCAUCCGAAUACCGACAUCUCAAAUCUCUUGUAACAGAUAUCUCUUCCUUGAAUGAUGAUGGUAGCCCUACAUCCUGUGAGGCCACUCUCAGGAAGAUUUCAAGCUUGCUAGAUAAAUUGGAGAAGGGCAUGAACAGAUUGGUGAAUUUGAGGAGCUCAGUGAUGCCGUCCUACAAGGAGUUGAGCAUUCCAACUGACUGGAUGCUUGAUUCAGGGAUCGCUUCAAAGAUGAGAUUGGCAUCAGUGAAUCUGGCGAAGAUGUAUAUGAAGGGAGUCCUGAAGGAACUGGACAGCAGGGAUACAGCAGGGAACGAGCCUGCUCUGGUUGCUCAGAGCGUGCGCUUCACCUACAGGGUCCACCAGUUUGCUGGAGGCCUCGACUGCGAAGCAAUCCACGCUUUUGAAGAGCUAAGACGGCGGGUUCGGCCGAUCUCUUCUCCUUAACCUCUACAUCUACAUCUCUAUUCCUCUUGUUAACAAAACAAUAUGUAGCGCCUGAGUAUUUUCUUUAUUUUAAAUGGCAGAGUGAAAUCUUGAGUGAUUGAACACUGUUUAAAUGUAAUGUUGUAUUUUCGAUAUGUAUAAAAAAAAUCUGGCUAUCUACUAAUUUCAUUUUAUCCUA